Messenger RNA from Morone saxatilis (striped sea-bass), 447 nucleotides. Its product is annotated as follitropin subunit beta-like. Gene Ontology annotation, cellular component: cytoplasm; extracellular region. The transcript has 2 exons. Gene Ontology annotation, biological process: G protein-coupled receptor signaling pathway. Gene Ontology annotation, molecular function: hormone activity. The coding region runs from base 1 to 447 and encodes 148 amino acids. Lineage: Eukaryota; Metazoa; Chordata; Actinopteri; Moronidae. The record is from RefSeq and is a predicted model, not a curated record.
AUGCCCUCGUUAGCGCUGAAAUGCCUGCUGCUGUGUACGUUGAUCGGUUGGACGGUGUGUGCCUGCAUGCUGAAGAAUCACACCUUAGGGAUUGAGAGGCACGACUGUGCCCAGUGUGUGGCUGUGAACACUACUAUCUGCAGCGGCUACUGUUACACACAGGACACCAAUCUGAGGGGACGGUUCGGGAGGACUUUCCUGAUCCAGCGUAGCUGCGUGCCUCUCUCAUUGGUGUACCGAUCCGCCCGCCUGCCGGGCUGCCCUCACGGUGUCGACCCACAGCUGUAUUAUCCCGCGGCGCGCCGGUGCAGCUGCAGGCGCUGUGACACGCGCACACACCACUGCGUCCGCACCAGCCGGAUCUCAAGUUACUACCGAUGCAGCACGAGCCUUAAAGGCAGCGUGGAGAGCCAGAAGCAGCCCCACACUUUGGGAAACUUACAAUAA